This is a messenger RNA of Odontomachus brunneus, 4849 nucleotides long. RefSeq names its product protein quiver (gene qvr). The transcript has 4 exons. The record is from RefSeq and is a predicted model, not a curated record. Gene Ontology annotation, biological process: positive regulation of voltage-gated potassium channel activity; sleep; regulation of synaptic transmission, cholinergic. Bases 2851 to 3327 code for a protein of 158 amino acids. Lineage: Eukaryota; Metazoa; Arthropoda; Insecta; Hymenoptera; Formicidae.
GACAUAUUGAUCGACCUGAAUCCGCGCUUCGUUCGGCGCGGUCGUCUCGCGCGCGUCAGUUCCGUAAAAGCGCUUGUACGACGUCGCUUUUACAGCGUACAGUAGUCGCGGCGUACGCGUAGUCACAUCGUGGCCUCUCGCGAAACUGCAUCGUGCUGCAUCGUGCUGCAUUCGUGCCCUCGUUUUCGCACGCGUCUCCUCACUAUCUGAUCGCAUCGCUACGCAUUGACGACGACGACGACGAUAACGACGACGACGACGACGACAACGACGACAACGACGACGACGACGACGACGAGGGCUCGCGGACAAAUAAACACAGACGGACGGACGCGCCAGGUUGCUCGAGCUCGAAAAGGGUGUAGGCGCAGAGGGGUGUGCGGAUCUCACGCUGCAGGGUCAACAAUCGAAUCUGAGAUCGCGGGACGAUAUACGAAUGAUGACGACGGCUGAUAGAGGGAAAUAGGCGAGCUUCGCGCACGAGACUUCGAAAAGAGGACGUCGACUUUAUCACCGGAGUGACAGGAAAAGAAAGGGGAAAAGAGAGAGAGAUAGAGAAAAAGAGAGAUUGUAAAAAGAGAAAGAGAGAGAGAAAGACAGGGAGAAUUAACUGUUCCGAGUAGAAAAGUGGUGCGAAACGGAAGAAGUAUGUGCGAAUUUGUAUUUAGGUUUACGAAUGCGUUAAGCGCGCUUUACAGCCUGAUUACGGGGUACGCGUAACGCAUUUCUGAUUUCGUGCAACCUUGGCUCACGUUCCGAUCGUUAUGCUUAGCGCCGAACACGGCUAACUGACGAGUAAUGUGUCCAGCGACGCGAGAGUUCAAAGAAAGCAGAUCAAGUAAAAUUGAAAGUUCGCGCAAAUUUAGGAAAAAAGAACGUGGUGCCGAGGCAACUUCCGGUUGGUGCUCGACGCGGUUCUCUAGGGAUGAAAACGUCCCUCUUAAAGAAAAAUCGUUUCUUUAUAUUUUUGUAAAUAUCCGAGCGAGAAGAUGUGUUGAGUGAACAAUUUUGCGUAACAUAUGUUGCGAAAUGGCGUGAUCUUUGCUUAGAUACGAUAAGUGACUAAAAAUAAAGACACAUAAACACGACGCGUAAUAAGCAAAUUCGCUGCAGGGUCUCAUAUCUGACGAUCUGCACUUCGAUUAAAUCUCUCAUGUAGAAUCAUUUUCCAACUGUAUCGUCAAUUACGGGACACUGAGAUCUAUCGAAAAUAGCGUAUACAGGGAUACCACUAAAGAGAUAUCACCCAUUUUUACAGGUGUAUUCCACAUCUGAAAAUUAGAAAAAAGAAAAUCCGUUGCAUCUCUUAAUAUACACGCUGCGUGCAUGAAGGGCUGAAGCAAUUUGCAUGAAAUUUAAUCGGUGAGAUUAAAUUUAAAAUCCUCGAAGCAAUUUGGGAUAAAUAGCGCUUCUAAUAUCCGCUGUGGAAUAAAGUGAUUAACACAACGUGAUUAAAUUCUCUCGAUAUGCGAUAGAAACAGAUUAAUACACAUUCUAGUUCUCUUUCGAGAAGAUUAAAUUAUUUAGUCCUGUAUGCCUCAGAGAGAGAAGUAAGAAGAGAUAAAAAGGUAUAAGGAAUCCUUUAAAUUGCUCAGCCGUUUUGAAAAUUAAAUCUUCGAAACUUCUUAUCGUAAAUUAAAAUCCUCUCAUCGAAAUGUUAUUAAAUCGCGUUUUUUUUUUUAAUUGUUUGUGCCGGCUAUUUUUACCAAGCGUACAAUGAAAACGCUGAGCUUUACGUCGCGCGAUUGCUAAUUUAUUUCAGUAAACAGCAUGAAAUUACUUGUCACUUAAUACCGUAAUCAAACUCUUAUUAUGAAAGUUUGCUGACGUAAGUAACGUCUAACGCAGAAAAACGUUAACGUACAAAUUUAUUGGAUAUUAUUCGCUAUUAUUCGGUCAAGAGACGAGAGUUCAAAGCGCUGAACUCUACGACCAGUUAAACGAUUCAGCGCGUUAUUAUCUCAUCUAGCUGUUAAGUGUCUCAAAUUACGUAUUUGCAUUAUGACAAUUUUUCACAGAUGCACGCAUUAGCGUGUAAAACUAGGACGAUGACGUAAACGACUCCGACGACCUGAAGUCGAUAGUCUUCCAGCAACUGCUUAGAGAAUGUUAAUUUUAGACUAGCUAAUAAACCAAUCUUUAUUUAACAUCUACGAAGAGUUCACUCUGCAUGAAUGAAAAAAGUUUUUUUCAAAAAAUCCAAAGAUAAUAAAAUAAAUAGAAACAUUUAAAUUGUUGAUCACAAGCUAUAUAAUAGUAUAAAAUAAAAUGUAUUAUUUCUAAUAAUUAAAAUGAAAUCUGUUAUUAAUUAUAACUGUAUAUAUAUAAAGAUUAUUAAUUAUAAUAUUGCAGAGUGAUUCGAGUAUAAGAGAUUAAAUAGAAAGAUUGAACAAUUAUUCUGAUUAUAAUUUUUUAACACCGGCCUUGAGAUUCUUACAAGCACAUUUCUCUGAACGGAUUAAAAUACAAUCGGAUAGAAAAUUUUCACUACAGAUAGUAUAUCUGCUGUAAUUACUGCAACGCUCACUGUCCCAGUGAUCUCCCCAGGCAGCACAAACUUUUAAAAAGGACGUUUUAAAGAUAUGGCGUAUGAGACGUUUAAAUAAAAUAAAACAUCUUUUGGACGCUUUUAAGGCAUCCUUUACAAAUUUGUACUGCCUGGGGAGUUAGUCCAAUGCGUCUUCACUCGACAUUGUCCUAAAUUUGAUUUGACAACUGAUUUAUAAUUUUAGGUGUCGCUCGGAAUACACAACCGAGCCAGAGCCGCGCUAAAUCGCGCGCCACUUGAUGCUCGAAGAAGUCUCGACAUGACACGAAGCUAGACGAGUGCAAGGAGAUUUCCCCGUCAGCAUGUGGACAAAUCACUUGAUAGUGGCGGCAAUUGUACUCGCGGUUGCCAACGUCUGUCAUGCGGAGUGCCAGACUCGCUCCGUUUACUGCUACGAAUGCGACUCAUGGACGGACCUCAGAUGCAAGGAUCCGUUCAACUAUACGGCGCUACCUAGGGAUCAACCACCUCUAAUGACCUGCAACGGAUGCUGCGUUAAAAUGGUCCGCAACGCAAAAUCACCGUACGAAAGCGUGAGGAGGACCUGCACAUCGCAGCUACAAAUAAACUUAUUCAUGGUGGACCACGUGUGCAUGAUGGAAAGUACCGGCACUGGUCACAUGUGCUUCUGUGAGGAGGAUAUGUGCAAUCGUGUACCCCCGACCUCGCGCUCGAAUCCCGUACUCCUGCUGAUCCUGUCGACCAUCCUUGUUCUACGCUCGGCCGUCUUAGGAGCCUCAGCUUGCUUUGUAGAACGUUGCAAUGAUCACGUCGUAUAACACCAAUUAACUCGAUCCACCCAUCGCAGUGGCGUCCAAUCAUAUCCUUCGUAGAGAUUCUAGCGAGUCGACAACACGACCACUCGUCGGAACGAACGAUCGAGCUGGCUUCGAUCCCUAGAUAAGCUAGAUUCCCUCCUUAGAGAGAGGUGUAAAUGAGAGAAACGGUCGAAAGUCUGACAUAUGAAAGUAUCCGGGGACGAUCGACCUGUCAUUAUAUUGUUACCAUUAAUUUCGCGAUGCGCGUGUUACCGGUCCGUCGGAUCGCGUAGAAGAGAAAUAUAUUUGUAUGAGAUAGAUAUUUUAUCGAAGUUGCAUAUCUUAGAGAAUGCGGACGCUCAGACGCAUAUACUAUAUAUAUCGGCUGUUGGAUAAGAGAUACAUGCAGAGUAGUAGAGAGCUCUACAAAAUAGUGACCGUUCGUUUAUUCUUGUAUAGGGGGUCUCGUUAUUGCACGCUACGGAAUGCAAUAGUUUCCUCCCUUAUAUUAGCUUUAAACUGCGAGAUGAAAUUGAUUAUACUUUUAACGUAUUCAGAACGGAUGUUCCGUGAAUGAAGUCUCUAAUGAAUCUCGUUACGGUGCGUGUAUUUAGGGUUUAUCGACAAGAGUUGAGAUCGUCGCGAUAAUAUUUGCACGGUUAAUGGACGAGAUUCGGUAUUCUCGUCCUUAGAGUCGCUCAGUACGUGUGCGUCGUUCGUUCCGAUCACUGGCCUUAGACAGCAUCGAGAGUUACGUAGGCGUUUCUCGUGUAGAAAUCAUCCCGACUGUCCAGUCGAUUUCUCUGAUUAUCUCGGCGAGCCCGAGCCCGAGUUCUCUGUUAGUUGCUCUUCGAGCAAGCACGGCUGGCCAUCGUUGCAAUGCAUUUGUGACAUGAACCUCGAGGAAGGAAUUUCAUUGAAUAUCAAGACAGGAUAUCCACGAACAAAAUAAAGCACUGAAUUUCGAUAUAUCGAGUAAUAUACGAGUAAAGUGCGGCUCUGAGCCGUAACGAAAAAUCGGUUUAAUAUAACAAAUCCACUGAAGAAACUUUCUAUCUAUUUUUAUAGAAAUUGUUUGAAGCACAUUGUGAUGAACAAAUUAAUUACCUACAAUUAUGUAAUUCUGCAAUACCUUUGUAUUGGAUUGUACGUUUCAUUCAUGCAGCUUCAUUUUAUCACCAGAGGAAUAUUAAUUAAUCUCCAAAUUUCACCCUCGUAUUGAGAAAAGAAAGCUUUUCGCUGAAUCGAAAAGUGAAAAUUACGAAUCGGGAGCUCCUUCCUCGGCGUUGUCGUUGCAUGUACUCAACUGUCGUCUGAGAACAUCAAUGAUGGUUUAACUAUUUUACUCUAAUAGUAUGACAGAGAGUGGAAGAACAAUGUGGAUACUCUAGCUUUCGGAUUUUUUCUCAUAACGGUGCACCUCAUUACGUCUUUUCUCUCAUUCUAAUGCGACAAUGUUCGACGCGACUGGUCGAGUUUCGUUCGACGCGAGAGUCUGUUGAGAAGCACAGUGAAUUGCGUGAGGUAUGAUCUCCGACCGACG